AUGAAUACCAGCGAAUUCUUGCUCAGGAUUAUCGGCAUCGGAGAUGCGAAAUACCGCCUGAUAUGGUUCAUGCUUGCAAUCCUUCUUGGCCUUAUUGGCAACAUGGUUGUCCUCAUUAGCUGCUCUUCUCCCGACACUCAUUCUAUCCACUUGUUUCGCGUUGGUAGUGCGGAGCUUGUCGAUGCAGCAGCCAACCUCACCGACGUCUCUGUCAACGAUCUCCAAAUCAACGAGCUCCCUGACCAUUGGUACUGGGGCCUUUCAGGCAUGUGUGCUGUUUACAACCGCACCAACGAGGCUUUAUGCAAGCAUGCUUUUCCACCUUCAUUUAGCGUUGAGGAAAUGGUGUCUUUUGCUAUCGAGACACAUCUCAGAGAAGGCGAUGGUCCUUCCGUCCUCAAAAGGAAGAUGCUGCCCUGGACCACUGCACUCGCCCAAGUCAAAGACGAGCUCGUCAUGCCCUCCCGCCUCAAGGCCCUCAUGCAAGGUGCCGCAGCUCUCAGCCUGAUUUCAACCCUUAUCUCUUUCGCUCUUCUCCCUCUGACCAUCCUCUACUUGACCAUCUUGCGCGAUCAGCUGCGGUGCUGGAUGCUCUACAUCGUUGCCUUUCUCGAUGCCGUGGCAUUCCUUGGGGCAGGUGUCUUUGUUGAAAACGCUAUGGAGGAGGGUCCAAGGGGUCUCAUAAACCUUUCCGGUGUCAGUCAAGAGCCUGGGGUUCGAGGACCAGGCUCUGUCGCGUUGACAUUGGGUGUCCUGAUCAAGUUCUUGGCGAUAGAACUCUUCCUGUGCCUUGCCUUUCUUGGCGUGGUUCUGGUUCUGUGGCUCGUUUAUGUCUGUCUGAGCAUAUGUGCAGAAGAUAGAAACAAGGUCAAGGUCAAAGUUAAGGUCAUAAAUAGCGUUGAGUCUUCGCCAUACUAUCAGUCUAAGCUCUAA
Molecule: messenger RNA, 933 nt
Organism: Fusarium sp. VM40
Lineage: Eukaryota; Fungi; Ascomycota; Sordariomycetes; Hypocreales; Nectriaceae
Source: the annotation of a GenBank genome assembly